Messenger RNA from Lepus europaeus (European hare), 1583 nucleotides. It is a transcript of the gene DPP7, whose product is annotated as dipeptidyl peptidase 7. Gene Ontology annotation, molecular function: serine-type exopeptidase activity; dipeptidyl-peptidase activity. Gene Ontology annotation, cellular component: vesicle. The transcript has 13 exons. Gene Ontology annotation, biological process: proteolysis. The record is from RefSeq and is a predicted model, not a curated record. Bases 10 to 1464 code for a protein of 484 amino acids. NCBI's taxonomy places the organism in Eukaryota, Metazoa, Chordata, Mammalia, Lagomorpha, Leporidae.
GCCGCAAACAUGGGUGCCGGGUGCUGCCCGCCGUGGGCCCCGCUCGUGCUGCUGGCGCUGGGGCUGCUCGGCCGGCCGGCGGCGGCCCACAGAGCCCCCGACCCCGGCUUCCGCGAGGGCUACUUCGAGCAGCUGCUGGACCACUUCAACUUCGAGCGCUUCGGCCACGAGACGUUCGGCCAGCGCUUCCUGCUGUCGGACAAGUUCUGGCAGCGGGGCCGCGGGCCCAUCUUCUUCUACACCGGGAACGAGGGCGACAUCUGGGCCUUCGCCAACAACUCGGGCUUCGUGGUGGAGCUGGCGGCCCGGCAGGCGGCCCUGCUGGUCUUCGCGGAGCACCGGUACUACGGGAAGUCGCUGCCGUUCGGCGCGCGGUCCACGCUGCGCGGGCACACGGAGCUGCUGACCGUGGAGCAGGCGCUGGCCGACUUCGCCGAGCUGCUGCAGGCGCUGCGCCGGGACCUCGGCGCCCAGGAUGCGCCCGCCAUCGCCUUCGGAGGCAGCUACGGCGGGAUGCUGAGCGCCUACAUGCGGAUGAAGUACCCCCACCUCGUGGCGGGGGCUCUGGCCGCCAGUGCCCCGGUCCUGGCCGUGGCCGGCCUCGGCGACUCCUCCCAGUUCUUCCAGGACGUCACGGCGGACUUCGCCGGCCAGGGCCCCCGGUGUGUCCAGGCUGUGCGCGACGCCUUCCGGGAGAUCAGGGACUUGUUCCUGCAAGGAGCCUACGCCCGCGUCAGCCGGGACUUCCGCACGUGCCAGCCGCUCUCGGGCACAGAGGACCUGACACAGCUGUGCGUGUUCGCCCGCAACGCCUUCACGGUGCUGGCCAUGAUGGACUACCCCUACCCCACCGACUUCAUGGGGCGCCUGCCCGCGCACCCGGUCAAGGUCGGCUGCCAGCGGCUGCUGAGUGAGAACCAGCGGAUCGCGGGGCUCCGGGAGCUGGCAGGGCUGGUCUACAACGCCUCGGGCUCGGAGCAGUGCUUCGACAUCUACCGGCUGUACCACAGCUGCGCCGACCCCACCGGCUGCGGCACCGGCUCGGACGCAAGGGCCUGGGACUACCAGGCCUGCACCGAGAUCAACCUGACCUUCGACAGCAACAACGUGACGGACAUGUUCCCGGCCCUGCCGUUCACCGAGGCGCAGCGUCGGCGCUACUGCCUGGACACGUGGGGAGUAUGGCCGCGGCCGGACUGGCUCAAGACCAGCUUCUGGGGGGCCGACCUCAGAGCUGCCAGCAACAUCAUCUUCUCCAACGGUGACCUGGACCCCUGGGCGGGGGGCGGAGUGCGAAGCAACCUGAGCGCCUCCCUCGUCGCCAUCACCAUCCGCGGAGGAGCGCACCACCUGGACCUCAGAGCCUCGCACCCAGACGACCCCCUGUCCGUGGUGGAGGCCCGCGUGCUGGAGGCCUCCCUCAUCCAAGAGUGGCUCCAGGCAGCCAGGCGUGAAGGGCGGUGAGCCUGGCCCCCGCAGCGCUCUGGGCAGAGGCCGACCCCGCCCGGCCCACGGAGCGGGUCCCCGGCCCGCGUGGGGAGGGGGCCGAGCUGCACACCAAAUAAAGCGGCCUCCAACCUCAA